AUGGAUUCUCCUCGGCGGUCCGGCAUUGCUAAAACCUUUGUCCAAUAUCUUUUAAACCGAUCGCGGCGGGAGAUGACUCGCAUGAAAAUCACGGGUCCUGCGACAGACUCCUGUGUCGUUACGACCGAUGUCCAACUCACCAAGACGGGUCUAGUGAGCAGCACCAUCAGCCCCAUGGUCGUAGAUGUCAUGUUCAACGGGCACCGUGUUGCAAUGAUGCACCUUCCCGAGAUCAAGACAAGCACCCGGGGCGCCAAGUUCACGAUUCAGCAACAAAAGGUUCGAAUUCUCGACAAAACCCACUUCAAGGCAUUCUUGCAGAGUGUCAUAGCCGAUGAAGCUACCAGCAUACGGCUGGAGAACGGUCAAUGCACAGCCACUACACUAAACAUCAAGGUCUGCUGCAACUUCUGCCUCGAUAUUCCGAUCAAGGGCAUGGGCGGUCCCAAAGCCAAAAUUGCCUGGGUGGACCGCAGAGGAGACGACAUCAUGGUGUUGAUCAUGAUUGAGAACCCUGGUCCGGUCGAGCUGGAGCAUGGAACAACUAUAUUCGAGCUUCGGAACGAGGGUGAAGAGAUAAUGGCAUUGCUACGGGGCUCCUUGCAGAUCGCUCAAGGCACGUCCGAUUGCAUAUUGCGAGGAAAGCUUCGAGCAGGAGCUGCACCAACUUCGAUGAUCAAGCUAGUUGGGGUCUGCGCUGAGUCUGAGGACGCGGGUGCUUGGAGUCACGAGACUGCCCAAUACUUCGACUUGCUUCUGGCCGUGAAGCCGGAGUUCAUGCAGGUGUUAGGGAGCACCUUCUCCGACGUGCAUGCCGACACGAGCUCGGAAGAGCCUGAAAACCACACCCUUCAACCGGGCGGUUCCUGGCCGCCGCACACGCGACCCAUGAGCAACCCGUUCCCGUCGUUCUUCAGCAGCAAGAAGAAGAAACAGGACUCUAACGGUAGAGACCCUCCCGAUGUCAGCGUCUAUGAUGUCGGCACCAUGGCCGAAGCAAGCUCCAAGAAACCCACUCAACGACGACCCCCGGGAAGCAAGGACUUUGCAAUGGGCAACUGCAUGACUUGCUCAUCGCUUGUCAGAUGGCCCAAGGAGCUCAAGGUGUUCAAGUGCACCAUAUGUGCGUCCAUAAAUGAUCUUGUGCCGGCAGACAACAUCAUUCGGAGGAAGGCGUCCUCUGAACGAGGGUCUGGCUUUGGCCGCGACCCAGCUGCAACGCACCAGAGAGGCAAACCCAUCUCAACACAAUACUGCAAGCGGCUUGUGCGACAAUGCACCCACUCCUACCUUACCAGGACCCUCGGCGAGAAACUGGGUGCAAGUUCGCAAACUUGUAUGAACCCUUCGAAGCGCCCGUUACCGAACAACCGACAACCGCGGCCGACGGAUGCCAUGCAAGGUCACGGGAGAAUCUCUGCGGAGAAGCAUAUAUUUCCUGCAUUCAAUGGCUCCGCCUGCACGAAUGAUUCCAAGCACAUUGUCGACCAAGAGUUACCAGUACACCUGAACCCAUCACGCUCCAGAAGUCCAUUGCCUAGAUCAUACUCCUUAUCGUAUUCGGAAAACCCUGGGCUACGGCGCGAGACAUCGCAGGCCGCGUCGACUGGACCCCGUCGAAACGUAUCCACGACCAGCGACCCGGGGCCCAAGCGAAUCUUCAAGCCUCUCGAGGAAUAUAUCGUCGCUUGCUUCAGCUCGUUGGACUGUGUCAAUUCUUCUUUCAUGACGCCGGCCCCUCGGCCGCCCGGCCGGCAGGGAAUCGAUCCGCCGAUUCGCACAAAGCCCUUGAACCCCAGAGAAACACAGAUUCCACGGCAAGACGCCCACGAAACCACACGAGAUGCGAUGCAGACGGAGGACCUCGUUUCUGAGCUGGACCCAAAGAUGCUCCUGCUAGGUGACUUUGCGGAAAACGGCAUGUGGUGGACGGGUGGAGGCGGACCAAGUUCUGCAGCAACGGCGGACACAGCGACGAUGAAACGUGUCGCAUCGGCCAGCAGCACCUCCGUUCCAUCCAAGACGCCUCAAGUGAACUGGCGCGAACUGGAUGAUUGGUACUCCUCUGUCAUCAAUCCCGCUGAGGGAUGGUUCGCAGUCUAUGAGGAGGUUUCACAACUCUCAACUGUCGCCACACUCAGCGAGCGCGACCUCCAAGAUUUGGAAAGGGAUUUUCUUCAGGCACAAGAACAUGUGCAGCGGGUUUUGCUGAAAGCCACCGAGCUGCUGCUGAAACGACCAGGAAGACCCAUCUCGGACCCUGCAAACCUGCGCUUUCUGCUCAUCGCCCUGGAGAAUCCUCUUUUGUACUCCGAAGCCCCCCCAUUUCAGGGCAUACUGCAACCCGAUCAUGGCCCUUCUGUACCAAGCAAAGCCGUGUCAUCCGAAAACGCUUCAUUGCCCAGUUCAGGACUGUUGUCAGGGCAGCACUCUGGCGUCAUCAAACGCAUCAUCGGCAUCAUGUCAAACGUCUCGACCGAAUGCCACAACAGAAUGAUUGCCUGGUUUGCCAAGUAUCCCACUGCCCGUUUUACUCGGACCAAGGAGCUAAUUUCUGGCUUCUUGACGUAUCGAAUGCUGCGACAGAGUGAUAGAACCCUGCCGGCCGAGGUAGAUAUUACCGCCGGCUUGAUUCCGGAGAUGCCGGCUGGCAGAUCUGUUGGAGCUAUUCUCCACGCAGAAAUCGGUUCAAGCUCGAAGAGGGUCAAGGAACCAGGAAGGAUGAUUGCCUACUCUGAUGACUGGCAGAUUAAGGCCGCCUCUCGAGUCCUUGCCUUGCUGUUUGCGGCCAACAAUCUUCAAAGCGUUCGGCAUGGGGAUGAAGUGCUGUCGGCUUCCAACGAAGUCCAACCCCCCGCAGCUCGCGAUGGCGUCCGCGGAAGCGGCCAGUUGCUGCCGACCAGUGACUUUUAUAAUCUCAUGCUCGACAAUGCCGAUUUGGUGGGUGACUUUGAGGCGUGGGAGUCGAAGCGAGCAAAGUUUUCCUUCUGCCAGUAUCCAUUCCUGCUGAGCAUCUGGGCCAAGACGAAGAUACUUGAAUACGAUGCCCGGCGACAAAUGCAGAACAAAGCGCGCGAUGCCUUCUUUGACAGCAUCAUGACGCGCAGGAAUAUUCAGCAAUACCUGAAUCUGGAAGUCCGCCGAGACUGCCUCGUCGAUGACAGUUUGAAGGCUGUGAGCGAAGUCAUUGGCAGCGGCAGCGAAGAUGCAAAAAAAGCACUGCGAAUCACAUUCACGGGUGAGGAAGGCAUCGACGGGGGAGGUUUGCGGAAAGAGUGGUUCCUCCUUCUUGUCCGGGAAGUCUUCAAUCCCGAUCACGGAAUGUUUAUGUAUGACGAAGAUUCUCAUUACUGCUACUUCAACCCAAAUUCGUUUGAAACAUCAGACCAAUUCUUUCUGGUGGGAGUCGUCAUGGGAUUGGCAAUAUACAACUCUACCAUUUUGGACGUGGCGCUCCCGCCCUUUGCGUUCAGAAAGCUUUUAGCAUCCGCUCCAGCACAUGGCCAAGGUGCCUCGGCGCAUCCGAAGCCAACGAUGAAGUACACCCUCGACGAUUUGUCCGAGUACAGGCCGCGGCUGGCAAGAGGACUGAGGCAACUGCUCGAAUUUGAUGGGGACGUUGAAGAGGUCUUUAGUUUGAACUUUGUCAUUGACGUGGACAAGUAUGGGACCACAGGGCAGGUCCCGCUGUGCCCUGGAGGUGAGCGGAUGGCAGUGACGGCUGUCAACAGGCGCGAGUACGUCGACCUCUAUGUGCGCUACAUCCUCGAUGGUGCUGUCACACGGCAGUUUGAGCCGUUCAAAAGAGGAUUUUACACGGUUUGUGGCGGGAAUGCAUUCUCGCUGUUUCGACCGGAGGAGGUCGAGCUUCUCAUCAGAGGCUCGGACGAAGCCCUUGACAUUGCCGCUUUGAGAGCUGUUGCCGAGUACGACAACUGGGGCAGCCGACGGCCAGAUGGGGAGAGUCCCGUCGUUGGUUGGUUCUGGCAGACGUUCGAGGAGGCAAACCCAGAGGACCAGCGCAAGCUGCUUCUAUUCAUCACAGGAAGUGACCGCAUACCGGCCAUGGGCGCCGCCAUGCUGCCGAUUAAAUUGUCCUGCCUCGGCGAUGAUUGCGGUCGGUACCCGAUAGCAAGAACCUGCUUCAAUAUGCUAUCACUCUGGCUAUAUGGCUCCAAGGAGCGGCUGGAGGCUAUGCUAUGGAGAGCGGUGAAAGAGAGCGAGGGGUUUGGUCUCAAGUAG
Drechmeria coniospora is the source of this 4242-nucleotide messenger RNA. RefSeq names its product hect. The coding region runs from base 1 to 4242 and encodes 1413 amino acids. The transcript is spliced from 5 exons. The record is from RefSeq and is a predicted model, not a curated record. Gene Ontology annotation, molecular function: ubiquitin protein ligase activity. Gene Ontology annotation, biological process: protein polyubiquitination. Lineage: Eukaryota; Fungi; Ascomycota; Sordariomycetes; Hypocreales; Ophiocordycipitaceae.